CGCUCUGACGCCGCCGCCCACCUUGCUCUUACCCAAAGGAUAUCCACCUCGAGAGCCUCCUGCUCCUCCCGUGCUCGCCAGUGCCUCCGUCUCGCUCGCUUCUCUGCAAUGGGAGUCCUCUUCGCCGCCUUCGCAUGUCUCACGCUCAUGGACGCCAUGUGGGUCGACGAAGCGCUCCACGAACGACUCGCCCUCGAGGGCAUGAUGAUGGCCGUCUCGAUGCUCCUCCUCACCGCGCUGUUCGAGUGCUUCUCUCUUUCAAGCGUCCGGCACCUUCGCUCCAUGGCCGGCGGCAAGGACCUCUACCAGCAGGGGUGGUGGUGCAACUUGUACAAUGCCAUCCUGAUCGGCGUCCCGAUGUACGUGUCUGUCUGCAGCUUCCCAAACUUCUUCAUCCGGCGAGGCGCCGGCCCCGGCGGCGUUGAAUGGAGUGCCGGCUCGCUGGACGUCGGCGAGGUGACGGUUACCGUACUCCUCCACUCGCUAGUCUACUACCUCUUCCACGCCGCCUUCCACAAGGUGCCAGGCCUCUUCUUUGUGCAUCAGUUCCAUCAUCGCUUCCGUGGACGCUCGGUGUCGCCGUCCACUGCGCUCGCCGUGUCGCCUCUCGAGUUCCUGCUGGCCUACAUCACCGCGUUUGGGCCCGGGAUGGUCCUGUUCAAGCCCUCGAGGGCCACGCUGCAGGCGUCGUUGGUCGUCGUCAUGGGUUUGAAUCUCCUGAUGCACUUCCCACCCGUGGAGGACGCGUCCCGCUGGCUGCCUCGCAUCCUCGUCGGCACGGCGGACCACCUCUCGCACCACAAGCAUCCGGGGCACAAGUUUUCGGGUCACACGCUGUCGUACGACUACUUUGCCGAGCGCCUGCAGCUGAGGGCUCUCCUUCCCCGCCCUCGACCAUUGUGCGCCACCGUGGCGCAGCCGCGAGCAGGCGCUGGUGCUUGCCAGAUGCGAGGUGAGGGGCCGAGGCGCAGCCUCAAUGGCGAUUACAUCGUCAGUGGACUGCGCAGAGGGCCAGUGUGGCCGCGCACCGCACGGCACGUGAAGCUUGGCCUUCGCAUGAUGAAACCACCCGACUGCUCGCCCGUGUCGGUCCGACAGGCCAAUCUGGCUUAAAUUCUCUUGUUCAUGUUGUGACGUAUCAUGUUGAGUGAUGGUGUGUGUGUGUGUGUGUGUGUGUGUGUGUGUGUGUGUGUGUGUCUUCUUGCGAGUCGUGGUGGCAGACAGCUGAGCUCCCCUUCUCCAUGUCCAAAUGUCCAUGUCCAUCUAUCUGUCUGUGGGCGUUAGUCCUGCAGUUACUUAAUUUUGGGAUUUGUCAGGCGUAGC
Molecule: messenger RNA, 1323 nt
Organism: Emiliania huxleyi CCMP1516
Lineage: Eukaryota; Haptophyta; Isochrysidales; Noelaerhabdaceae
Exons: 1
Coding region: 109-1113 (334 amino acids)
Biological process (GO): lipid biosynthetic process
Molecular function (GO): oxidoreductase activity; iron ion binding
Source: RefSeq, a predicted model, not a curated record